CAUUUCAUGAGUGGGUUGUUUUAGCCCUGGUGUUUACUAACUUACGGGGUGUUUUUGGAACUACUGCAUAGAGUAACUUAAGUAAGUAGCAUCAUGUAAAAGAAUGAGCCUUGAACUCUGUCACAGCUCUGCUCACAACUAUCACUCAUUGUCUUAGAGAUUUGGAGACAGUAGGAUUGCUUAGCAAACUCAGGCAGCUAGCAAGCGGUGUGCUGUGUAGCAGUGCGCAGAGCCUCCCAGCCUCUGCCUUCAGAUCCGUGCACUGAUUGAGUUCCUGUGAGUGGGAAUGGAUGAGGUGGAUCAAGGCGAUGUUGGCUCCCCUGCACAGUCUGUUAGCUUUUGUGGCUGUGCAUUUCUCCUCGGUUAUGAGCUAGGAGUUAUUCAGGCCCUGCAGGAAUUAGCACCUGAGAUGCUGGGAUCAGCAGCCAAAUUCUUUGGAAUAUCGAGCGGAGCAAUCGCAGCUGCAGUAUUGGCGUGUGGUGGCAACAAAGAAAUUGUGGAUGAAUUUUACUAUGCAGUAAUGGAGAAAAAUAAGAAAUCACUCCUCGGCCCCUUCUCUUCAGGUUCCAAUUUCUUUAAGCUCUUGGAAAAGGGAUUGUACAAAAGCCUAAAAGAAAACUGUCACCAGCUGGCCUCCGGGAGGCUUCAUAUUGGUCUCACACGUCUGCCAGAUGGCCAGAAAGUUGUAAUUUCAGACUUCUGCUCAAAGGAGGAGGUCAUUCAGGCAGUGCUCUGCAGCUGCUUUAUUCCUUGCCUAUGUGGAUGGAUCCCUCCUUCCUUCCGAGGCGUGCGAUAUAUUGAUGGAGGAUUCACGAGCCUGCAUCCUCUCUCUGACCCAGAAACUACAAUUUACGUAUCACCAUUUGCAGGGGAGAAUGACAUAUGUCCAAGAGAUUGUCCAGCUGCUUUCUACACUAUCAAGGUCCUUGACUGCAGUUUUCAGAUCUCAGUUGAGAACCUGUGCAGGAUGUCCUAUGGCAUAUUUCCUCCUUUAUGGCUGGACAUACGUGAAAUAUAUGAACAAGGAUAUCGUGAUACCGUUUUCUACCUGCAAAUCAACAAGGAACAUGGAACAGUAACCAGAACAUCAAAGAAGACUUCCCAUGGGCAGCUGCAGCACAGGCUUCCAGAUGUCCAGAAGAACAGGAAUUUAUCUGGAUUGCUGCAUGCCUUGGCUGAGAUCUUCUUGCAGAGUUUCUGGAAUUACAUCAAAUAUCUGCAAAAAAGAUAAUUUUGUCUGCAAAAGCCUAAUGAAGACUGAAAGGGAAGUUUCAGGAGGAGGAGAGUUCUUAUAUUGGUGGGUAUGGAGAGGGAGACAUUUAGGACUGUGCAUUCUGGGUUAUCCUCUAAAACCUUGCUAGAAUAAGUUUUCAGGAAGCUGCAAUGUAUACACAAUAGCUAAUUACAUGAUAUAACAACUGUUUUAUUGAUGUUCAUUUGACGUGAAGAAUUCAUUUGUGGUUUUUGCCACACAGAAGUCAUGUAUGUAACCACUAAUCAUGAUAUUAAAAAAUUUACAGCACCAUACAGUUACACUACCUAUAAAGUAUUAAUUUGUACUGCUGUUUUUCAUGGAAACAUUUAAAAAUGUGUCAAAGGCUAAAAUGUAGUUUCAGCUGAAAUGUUUGUGUUGUCAAGCAUACAAUUUUUAAUUAAAUAAUUUUCUAAGGAAAUCAAAUGCAUAUCAAAAAACUAUUAGCUGAAACCCCAUCUUUCCUGUAGCCCUUAACAUAACCACCACCAAGUUUGUUAUUCUGUUCCAGACUUUCAUGAAUUUGUCUGCAUCUUUAUUGAAUUGCAGUGGACACAGUACUCCUGGUGAGGCUUUACCAGUGCCACAUAAAGUGGAAGAAUUGCUUUUGUUGACUUCCAAGCAACACUUCUGUGUUAUUCCUAUCCAGUAUGCCUUUGGCUUGUCUCACAAUAAAAGCACAUGGUUGGCUCAUUGUCAACGUAUGCUCUACCCUAAGCCUUAGAUCUGUUUUUGCAAUACUGAAGCCUGCUUAGGCAUUCCUCUAUAUGUAUCCGUUCAUGCAAUUGUUCUCUCCUAAGAGUAAAGUUUUGCACUUGUCCUAAUUGAAUUUCAUUUGAUUAAUUUCAGACCAGUUGAUCAAGAACACCCUGAAUCCUCAGCCUAUACCUCAGGGCAUCUGCAAUUCCAUGCAGCUCAAUGUCAUCUGAAAUAUUAAGGAACCCUGCCUGAUGGUUUUUUUUUUCCAUAAUGUAAUCUUGCAGACCUGGUUUAUGAUCUCUAAGUGGUUGUGGCUGACUAUACUGUAAUUGUAUGCUGUUCAUAAUGGGCUACUCAUUGUGCAAGUCCAGACAAGUUAGUUUCAAAGGCCAGCCACCCUGUUCAUAGAUAAAGUCCAAAAAAAAAAAAGAGG
This is a messenger RNA of Alligator mississippiensis (American alligator), 2384 nucleotides long. RefSeq names its product omega-hydroxyceramide transacylase-like. Gene Ontology annotation, molecular function: triacylglycerol lipase activity. The record is from RefSeq and is a predicted model, not a curated record. The transcript has 7 exons. Lineage: Eukaryota; Metazoa; Chordata; Crocodylia; Alligatoridae. The coding region runs from base 287 to 1231 and encodes 314 amino acids. Gene Ontology annotation, cellular component: cytoplasm; membrane; lipid droplet. Gene Ontology annotation, biological process: triglyceride catabolic process; lipid homeostasis.